AUGUUGCUUCCUCUGUAUCACCAGCAGCAACCGUUGAUACCUCCCAAAACCUUACCCGUUCGAAUUUUCCCGCCAUUCCUAAUCCCCAGAACCCUGAUUUCACGACGGAAUUUUCGUCGAGCGAACUAUGUCGUCGUCUGUUGUUCUGCUUCCGAUCGAAAGACUCUUCCCCAAUCCGCCAUCCAAUCGUUGGCGGAAUUGACAUUGCCCCCGGCGGAGCUGCGGCGGUUGAGGUCGGUGGGGAUCAGGUUGACGAAGAAGCUGAAGAUUGGCAAAGCCGGAAUUACGGAAGGGAUCGUGAAUGGGAUUCACGAGAGAUGGAGGACAACGGAAGUUGUGAAGAUUUUCUGCGAGGAUAUUUCCAGAAUGAACAUGAAACGGACCCAUGACGUCUUAGAGACGAAAACUGGAGGCUUGGUCAUUUGGAGAUCAGGAAGCAAAAUUUUGUUGUAUAGAGGGGUGAAUUAUGAGUACCCUUAUUUUGUAUCUGAUCGGAACUUGGCACACGAUUCUUCAGCUGCCUCAGGGGCAUCAUCUAUCAAUCUGGGAGUGGUUGAUAGUAGAGAGAAUCAGAGUAGCGCAGAAUCUUCUGUUAAAGAUAAAAUGGUUAAACCGUUGUUGAAACAAGGCGUUGGUUCUCCGGGUAAGGUUCGGUUUCAGUUACCCGGCGAAGUGCAGCUAGUGGAAGAAGCAGAUCGUUUGCUGGAAGGAUUGGGGCCAAGAUUCACGGACUGGUGGGCAUAUGAUCCUCUUCCAGUAGAUGGUGAUCUUCUGCCAGCAAUAGUGCCUGAGUACAGGAGACCAUUUCGGCUUCUUCCGUAUGGCGUGAGCUCAAAACUAACUGAUGAUGAAAUGACCACUAUAAGGAGACUUGGUAGACCACUCCCUUGUCACUUUGCUUUAGGUAGAAAUAGAAAGUUGCAGGGACUAGCUGUUGCUAUUGUCAAGCUUUGGGAGAAAUGUGAGCUUGUCAAGAUAGCAGUGAAGAGAGGUGUGCAGAACACUAAUAGCGAGCUGAUGGCUGAAGAGUUAAAGUGGUUGACUGGAGGGACGCUGAUAUCUCGGGAUAAAGAUUUCAUUGUCUUGUACAGAGGAAAGGAUUUCUUACCAUCUGCAGUUUCUUCUGUAAUAGAAGAGAGGAGAAGGCAAACCAUGAUUGAAAAAUCAAGGGGCUAUGCUAAUAAGCUGACUGAAAACGCAGGGGAAAUAAAGCCUCAGGCUGCUACAGACGACACUGAACUAGAAUCUGAGUAUAAAAAGGAUCAUAUACAAACCCAUCAAAUGAAACCAAGGCAGCGGAAAUCUCCCGAAGCAAUCCUCGAAAAAACUAGUAUCAAGUUGUCCAUGGCGUUAGAAAAGAAGGCAAAUGCAGAAAAAAUUCUGGCGGAGCUGGAGAAUAAAGAAAGUCCUCAACCGUCUGAUAUCGACAGAGAGGGUAUUACGGAUGACGAAAAGUACAUGCUACGGAAAAUUGGCUUGAAAAUGAAGCCUUUCCUUUUACUAGGUAGACGAGGCGUCUUUGAUGGAACAAUAGAGAACAUGCAUCUUCACUGGAAGUAUAGGGAACUUGUGAAGAUUAUUUGUAAUGAACACAGCAUUGAAGCUGCACACGAAGUAGCCGAAAUCUUGGAAGCAGAAAGUGGUGGCAUACUAGUUGCUGUGGAGAUGGUGAGUAAAGGCUAUGCAAUUAUUGUGUAUCGAGGAAAGAAUUAUGAGCGGCCUUCAUGCCUACGACCUCAAACACUUCUCAGUAAGAGAGAGGCACUGAAGCGAUCUGUGGAAGCACAACGUCGAAAGUCAUUAAAGCUGCAUGUGCUGAAACUUUCCAGCAACAUUGAUGAAUUGAACCGUCAGUUGGUCGAGGACAGUGCAACCCUUGAAACUUGGUCAGAUGGGGAAUCAAGUAACAGAGUGGUCCAAGAAGGAAACGAAAAUCAGCAUAUUGAACCUGAUGAAUCAAGAGAACAAAAUGAACUCGGCUAUUCUUCUGACGUAUCAGUUCCUUCCUCUGGUGAAGAGAAAUGGGAGGAUGACAGCGAAGAUGAAGUUAACCAAUAUACAACAAGCAGUCAUGAGUAUCAAGAAGAUGAAUUUGGCUCCACUCAGCGACAUGAGGCUAACACUCUCGAUUCAACUGCAAAUGUAUCUGUAAUUGCAGAAACUGGUUUAGGCGAGGCUUCUUCACUUCAUGAGAGAUCCUUGCCGUGCAACAGCUUCCUUAAUGCAGAGCGAAAGGUACCAAGUGGACAAGAACUGGGAUCCUCAACUGGAAGUGGCUCACGAAUCUCACCUCCCAGAGAGAGCAGAAGCGAAAAUGAUGGGUUAGUCGCAGAUCUGUCCAAUAGAGAAAGGCUCAUUCUGAGAAAACAAGCCCUUAAGAUGAAGAAGCGCCCACCCUUUGCAGUAGGAAGAAGCAACGUUGUAACCGGUUUAGCAAAAACACUGAAGAUGCAUUUUCAGAGAAACCCUCUAGCAAUCGUAAACGUCAAAGGGAGAGCUAAGGGAACAUCUGUCCAAGAAGUCAUCGCAAAGCUCAAGGAAGAAACAGGAGCUCUCCUGGUGUCGCAGGAGCCAAGUAAAGUCAUACUAUACCGCGGUUGGGGCGCAGAAGAAGAAAUGAAAAGCUUCUACCCAAAUAACAAUGUCAAAAACUCCAUAAAUUUAACUUCUUCGUCACUGAGAUUUGUUAAUGAUCCUCCUCCUGUCUCUUCUGCACUCAUUGAAGCCAUAAAACUUGAAUGUGGAUUGCAAUAA
Molecule: messenger RNA, 2754 nt
Organism: Microthlaspi erraticum
Lineage: Eukaryota; Viridiplantae; Streptophyta; Magnoliopsida; Brassicales; Brassicaceae
Source: the annotation of a GenBank genome assembly